Messenger RNA from Ophidiomyces ophidiicola, 2115 nucleotides. It is a transcript of the gene KIN3, whose product is annotated as G2-specific serine/threonine protein kinase. NCBI's taxonomy places the organism in Eukaryota, Fungi, Ascomycota, Eurotiomycetes, Onygenales, Onygenaceae. Gene Ontology annotation, molecular function: ATP binding; protein kinase activity. Bases 1 to 2115 code for a protein of 704 amino acids. The transcript has 4 exons. Gene Ontology annotation, biological process: protein phosphorylation; chromosome segregation. Gene Ontology annotation, cellular component: cytoplasm; centrosome; nucleus. The record is from RefSeq and is a predicted model, not a curated record.
AUGGCAAUCGCAUUGGCAGAAGCGGACAAGUAUGAGGUCCUCGAGAGAAUAGGAAGUGGUUCUUUUGGGGUGAUUCGGAAGGUGAAGCGGAAGUCAGACGGAUACAUUUUAUGCCGGAAAGAAAUCAAUUACAUAAAAAUGUCGCAGAAAGAACGUGAGCAGCUCACAACCGAAUUCAACAUCCUGAGUUCCCUUCGACAUCCAAACAUCGUGGCAUAUUAUCAUCGGGAACAUUUAAAAGCAACUCAAGAUCUCUACUUGUACAUGGAAUAUUGUGGUGGCGGAGAUCUCAGCAUGGUGAUAAAAAGCCUCAAAACGAAUAAUAAAUAUGCUGAAGAAGAAUACGUCUGGCGCGUCCUUUCGCAGUUGGCUACAGCACUCUAUCGCUGCCACUAUGGUGUCGAUCCUCCCGAGGUUGGCUCAAACGUCUUUGGCCCCACCUCCUCCACAAGGCCAACGGGGCUAAAAGGGAAGCAAGCUCAGGUUAUGAUUCUUCAUCGUGAUCUAAAGCCGGAAAACAUUUUCCUUGGAGCGGAUCAGUCAGUAAAAUUGGGCGACUUUGGCUUAUCUAAACUCAUGGGCUCUCAUGAUUUUGCAUCAACUUACGUUGGUACUCCUUUUUAUAUGUCCCCAGAGAUUUCCGCUGGUGAAAAAUACACCCUCCACUCCGAUAUUUGGGCUGUUGGCUGCAUAAUGUACGAACUAUGCACCCAUGAACCACCGUUUAACGCCAGAACACACCUGCAGUUAGUACAAAAAAUUCGCGAAGGGCGAUAUCCCCCCUUGCCGGAUUUAUAUUCUCCAGAACUCAGAAGUGUUAUUGCCAACUGUUUGCGCGUCAAUCCAGAUCACCGCCCUGAUACGGCAGGGCUAUUAAAGCUUCCGGUAAUUCGGCUAAUGAGAAAAGAAAAGGAGGUUGUUGACCUGGGAAAUUCUUUGCGUACCAGGGAAGAUGCAGCUUUACAGAGGAUCAAAGAAUUGGAACUUAGAUGUGCCCAAAUGGAUAAAGAAAAGGCUGCGAUGAAGAUAGAUAUCGGUAAUUCGGUUCGUCGUGAGUGGGAAGUCAAAGCGAGACUGGAAAUUGAUCGACAGGUUCAAAUGGAGCUUGAAUCUCUUCGAAAACGUUUCGAAACUGAGGUGCAAGAUCGGGUGGCACUCGAGCUACAGAAGAUGAGGGUCACAAUACAAACCCAAUCACAACAGGUUGAGGAUGAUUGUCCUGGGUCGCCCAAUGACGUUUCUCGCUCCUCUGUCGGAACCGAUGAUACAGACUUUCCUUCAUCGACAGAUUUGAGUGCUCUCUCCCUCGAAUCGCCGACCUCGGACCAAAGCAAAACGAGUAAAAAAUAUAACAGAACACCCUUUGCCCGUGCUAGGUCGGCGCUAGAAUCCCCAGUCGAUAUUCAAAUGGCUGAGCCAUCUCCUAUGUCAAUUGCGUCACUUUCGCUCUCUCCACGGCGCGUGCAUCUUGGAUCAACUGCAAGAAAUAUUUUCGCUGACGGUGGAAAGAAAGCUCCGAAAUGGGAUACGGCACUUAUGUAUUCGGACGAUGAAGAUGAUGUCCCAGAUCUUCCGUCGCCUACUCGGCCACAGGUCAAAGCUGAUCCAUUCAAAGCUCCACAUAGGCCGUUAUUACGACAAAAUACCACGGCAAUGAUGCAAAGACUUAGUACUCAACCAAGCCUGUUCCCUUCCAAGCCCACAACACAACCUACGCAGUCUAAUGGUCCUCCUCAGUCAGACGCCCGUGCGACAGAGUCACGACCCAAGUCUCCACAUCGUCGUCUAUCUAAAAUUCCUUCUUGCACAAGCCUAGCCCUAGAUGGCGGGUCGCCUCGAAGAGCAGCAAUGAAAGCUCCAAUCUCCAAAGCAAACGGUGGGGGAGAGGAUAUGUUCAAAGCUGUUAUGCAGAGAAAUAUGGGUGGGAGGACAUUGGUUGAGUUGGCUCAAGCUCGCGCUGGUGGUAGGCCUAUUGAGGAGCUGAAACGCCCUGGAGGACUGGCAACCACCAAAUCCAUCGAAAGAGAUCCACCUGCUACUUGGGACCCAGAAAAGGACGAGAUGCCCAGCCCCUUUUUGGCUCGUGGGGCAAAAAUCAUUCGAAAUUUCCGUUGA